GAAUGGUUUGGUUAUUUCAACAUUUCCGAAGUAAAACUAGACCUAGUUUCACAAUAAAUCACAAGGUACUUUCUCGGUGUCUGGUCUGUUGUUAACGCUUCACACUAGGUAGUACUGCCCUGGUGGUGAGAGUGCACGGAACACUUCUGGCUGAAUAGUUGAAAAGCAAUCCAGCCAGUAGAGAUGAUGGCUCCAGUAGAGGGCAGCGUAAACGGCGCAGUGGUACACUUUGACGUGGAUUACACACCGGAUGAGGGUGAAGAGGAUGAUCGACUGAUACCAGAUGUAGAUACAGCAACCGGCCGUGGUGCAUGCGAGAGGUUAGAUGAGUCACAGGCACCUAAAGACAGGUACAACAUAGUCUACGCCAUUUGCUUUACAAUGGGGGUAUGUUCAGUUCUACCGUGGAACAUGUUCAUUACAGCAGUAAGGUACUUCAGUUACAAGCUUCGCAACACAACAAGUAAUUACACAGCCACCUUGGAUGAGAGCACGCCAUUGCAGAUGAUGUUUGAGAGUUACUUUGCUGUGGCAGCCAUGGUCCCAAAUAUUUUGAUCAUGUUAUUGAACUUAGCUUUGCAGCACAGGAUAUGUCUGCAAGUACGGGUAGUCGUUCCUCUCAUUGGAAUGAUGGGUCUAUUCAUCGUGACGACAAUCCUCACAAGAGUCAACACAGAUGAAUGGCAAACAGAAUUCUUUAUUAUCUGCAUAUGCAGCAUUGUACUAAUAAAUGCAUUCGGGGGUGUUUUCCAGGGCAGUAUAUUCGGUGUUGCUGGUGUUUUACCGAAGCGUUACAUGCAGGCAAUAAUGUCUGGACAAGGAAUGGGUGGCAUUCUACCCUCACUCUUAAGCAUCAUCUCUAUCGCUGCUUCCCAUACUGAAGCUGACAGUGCCUUCAUAUACUUCCUGUGUGCGGUAGCAUGUAUGGCCGUCACUCUGUUUGCUUUCUUGGUGCUUCCUAGAAUGAAGUACGCGUCCUUCUAUCUCAACAGGCACUCUGAAUUAACCAAAUCAAAACGGAUUGAGGAUCUGGAAAGCACUGAGAGUUUUGAGAAAGUCAAACAUCAUCAGAGACCACCAUUCUUUGAAAUCUUUUGGAAGAUUAAAAUUCCUGCUCUGAUGAUUUUACUAAUCUUUGCAGAGACGAUAGCGUUAUUCCCAGGCACAAUAUCAUCAAUAGGAGCCAUUGAUAGAUCAAACAAAAACUGGGCCAAUGAUUAUUUUACUCCAGUGAUGUGUUUCUUGACCUUUAACAUGAUGGAUUUUACUGGAAGGUCACUCUCAGUGAUACAAUGGCCAACUGAGAAGAACAUGAUUCUCCUGAUUAUCCUCAGCGUAUUACGAGUGGGCUUCUUCCCACUCUUUGCAUUAUGCAACAUUCAUCCAACAAGUCGUUCCUUCAGCGUAGUCUUCAACAAUGACGCCUAUCCGUUUGUCUUCAACACGUUGUUCGGUUUUUCCAACGGGUACCUAGGCAGUCUGGUGAUGAUUUAUGGACCAAAGUUUGUUGAUUUGAAACACAGCGAGACUGCCGGUGUGAUGAUGGCUCUAUUCCUGUCUGGUGGUCUAGCGAUCGGCUCAGUGAUCUCUGUAGUAUUUGUGAAGAUCAUUUGAGAUCUCCUGAACAAACAGUCGGAGGUUUAUUAAUGGCCAGUCAUGUCCGAAAAACAUGUUUGACAUGGAAGACCUACAACCAGUUUCAUAAAGCUUGUGUGCAGACCUGCUUACAAAGCAGGCCUUGCCACUGUUUCCAUUUAAAAACCACAGCUUACUGUAAUAGCAAUCAUUAAAUCAUUGCUGUACCCGCUGCUCAAAUUUACGAUUCAAACUGCCUCUAUCUAACGGGCAGUCUCUGUGGUCUAGUUGGUGAGACAUCUACUCUAGAUUGGCAAAGGUC
Molecule: messenger RNA, 1897 nt
Organism: Asterias rubens (European starfish)
Lineage: Eukaryota; Metazoa; Echinodermata; Asteroidea; Forcipulatida; Asteriidae
Product: equilibrative nucleoside transporter 1-like
Exons: 13
Coding region: 184-1614 (476 amino acids)
Biological process (GO): nucleoside transmembrane transport
Cellular component (GO): plasma membrane
Molecular function (GO): nucleoside transmembrane transporter activity
Source: RefSeq, a predicted model, not a curated record